AUGUCAGCCGCGGCUCAACGCGGGAGUCUGGCGCCUCUACCAGACUAUCAUCGUCGCGGUCUCAUAAUAUUAACCUCAUUUUCUUUCCUCUCUGCAGCAACUACCUCUCUCCUAUGGCUCUUCAUUACAUACAAAUUUUUGUCAUACAGAAGACUAAAAUGGGCCCACACGAGACGAGAAAAAGAACUGAGAGGGAACUAUUCCACGAUUGGCCUACCCGACCUUACUCUUGGGAUAGAUGCUCCAUGUGCAGGGGGCACCGGAUUUUCCCGCCUCACAGAGCUUGAUAGCAAUGAGGCCCAGAGUAAAAGACCGGAGGAACAAGAAGAGAAGAGGGAAGAAGUAGAGGUUCGCAGUCCAUUCCCAAUCCUCGUCUACAAUCUUCUCUUGGCAGAUAUGAUGGAAGCUGUUGCCUAUGCUCUCAGUAUUUACUGGGUAGCGAGCGAUGGUAUAAUCGCACCUUCUCCUGUUUGCUGGGCCCAGGGAUGGCUGGGCUCGACAAGUAACCUAGCCGCUAGUCUAUUCCUUUCAGCAAUAUCUGUGAACACUUUCCUGACCGUGGGCUUGGGAUACAAGCUACAGCCAUGGACUGUGUAUGCCACCGUUAUUGCUCUCUGGGUAUUCGAUUUUGGCAUCAAUGGUGCUGGAGUGAUAACCUCUGUGCUUCACCCGGCGACCCCUAAUGAGUCUUUCUUCAUGAGGGCUAAUGUCUGCGGAGAUUUCAGUAGUCGACAAUCGGAUUCCCGACGGCUGACCGGAUAUCACCCUGCAUUUCUCGUCUAUCCGUUUAUAUAUAUCGGGUGCAGUGUACCUCUCGUGGUUGGUCGUGUUACGUCUCUUCUAGGCAUUGAUCUUGGUAUUUACUAUUUCGCCUUUGCGGGAUCAAUUCUGGCCGCCAAUGGUCUUUUCAACUCUAUCUUGUGGAUAUCAACAAUACUCUUCAGCGCUCCACAAGACGUCUGCGACACAGGAUUGGACAGAUUCGCUUUCGUAAGAACACCUAUACGAGAUUUUGGUCACACAGUGGUUAUCAGUGGACCUUCCAGCACAAGAGUUCCUCUAGCGCAAAUCUCCCCAACGGAUAACAAGAAGGAUUGGUGGUGGUGGAGGCAUGGGGGUAUGAGGGGUUGGGGAAGGUCUUAUGCGAGUACGCAUGACAUGCGUAUAGUAAUUACAGUAAAGCUUACCAGUAUCUUCAUCCCAUCCCUUGAAUGGUAUCCUGUAAUGCGCACAAGAAUUAUUCUGCAGAUGAGUGGUUUACCCUCUCACGAAGGCGGCAUUUGCAAUGGUCGGAAGACUGGUGUCAGAUAUAUAGACAACCACUAA
Messenger RNA from Colletotrichum navitas, 1326 nucleotides. RefSeq lists its product as uncharacterized. The record is from RefSeq and is a predicted model, not a curated record. NCBI's taxonomy places the organism in Eukaryota, Fungi, Ascomycota, Sordariomycetes, Glomerellales, Glomerellaceae. Gene Ontology annotation, molecular function: G protein-coupled receptor activity. Gene Ontology annotation, cellular component: plasma membrane. The transcript is spliced from 4 exons. Gene Ontology annotation, biological process: adenylate cyclase-activating G protein-coupled receptor signaling pathway. Bases 1 to 1326 code for a protein of 441 amino acids.